AUGUCGGUGGAGCUGAAAGAAGAGGUGAAAGUGGAGAAGAAGGAGAAGGAGAAGGUGCACCAGAAGCUGAAGAACAAGGUGAAGAAGCUGAAAAAGUCGAAAUCGGUCGGUUGCCAGUGUGAUCGGUGCAAGAAGGCCGCCGAAGAGGUAAUUGUCGUCUUCGGACACGUCAUCCGCAGGGCCCGUCAAUCUCUUUCCCCUCGUUUUUCGUUUUUCUUCGCCGUCGCCUUCGUCCGCUGCUCGUGGCAUACAUUUAUCCAUUUUUUAGUAUUAUACAUGCACUCGAGUGUGGUACACAACUUUCAUCUUUGGUUAUUUGCUUCUAACCCUUUCCAUUCCGUUCGUUUGCAAAAAGGAAUGGAGUAGUGAAAAAAUGAAAGAAAGGCAAGAGGUGCCCCUAUUAAAUCGGUGCUCUCGGUGCUCUCGGAGCCCCACACACACACACGCACCCAAGAGAGCUCUUUUCUCUUGCGAAACCCGCGCCGCACACGCACACAAGUGUAUUGAAAAAGAAGAAGAAGGAAAAGAAGAAGAAGAAGAAGAAGCGGUUGUGCAUGCUCGGUGAGCUCCUCAUGCGAGUGGCCGCGCAUCGAUCCAUUCGUGGCUGCCUGGGCUCACCACACAACAGCUUCACACAUGGGCUCGGCCCCCACGAGCACACACACACACACACACACACACAUGGAGAGAGAGAAGCCAGAGAGCUCCGUCGUUUCCCACUCACUCUUCCUUCAUUCUUCUUCUUCUUUUUUUUUUCGCCUAGUUGUAGUCGGACACUUGUCUCCGUUGAGACAGCUGAUAAAAUGAGUGAUAAGCGACACGUCUCGCCCGAUCAUUUUUUUAAUAACUAUUUUCGUUUUCGUGUCUGUGUCUCUGGGGAAAUUAGAUAUUUUCAUCGCGUUCUGGGCGAUAGAAACAGAGUAAAACAAGUGAACUUUGAGCAUUUUCAGAUGGCGGCUGGUGGACAACCUCAAGGCGCUGCGCCGGGACAACCCGAUCAGAACUUUGACUACAUGUUCAAGGUGAGCGCUAAUUACACCCUCUCUUUCUCUUUUUUGACGCCCAUUUCCCAUUCCAAUUUCCACUCGACCACUCUCUUUUCUCUUCCCCUCGCUCGGCUCCCAAAAGAAGAAGACGUCGGCGGUGGCGGCGGGGGGGAAAUUCGUGAAAAACUUUCACUUUUCUUUCUUCGCCGCCGCCACUCUCCCCCAAAAUCGAUGGGUUGGUGGUGGUGGCGUCCGCGCGCCAAAAGUCUCUGGUUUCAUAUUUUAUUUGACAAACCAGAGCGAACCGUCGAGCGAAAAACGAAAAACGAGAAGAAGGGCUACUUUGUGUUGGCUUUCAGCUGCUGAUCAUCGGAAACUCGUCGGUCGGAAAGACGUCGUUCCUGUUCCGCUACUGCGACGACUCGUUCACCUCCGCGUUCGUCUCCACCGUCGGCAUCGACUUCAAAGUCAAGACCGUGUUCCGUGGCGACAAACGUGUCAAGCUUCAAAUCUGGGUACCAUAAUCCUUCGGUCCCCGAAAACCGACGGUACUCUUUUCAGGACACGGCCGGACAAGAGAGGUACCGCACGAUCACGACCGCCUACUACCGAGGCGCGAUGGGAUUCAUUCUGAUGUACGACAUCACCAACGAGGAGUCGUUCAACAGUGUUCAGGAUUGGUUCGUCUUCUAGCUUUUUGGUCCCUUUCAGGGAAACUAGAGAUAUUGUAGGUGCACUCAAAUCAAGACGUACUCGUGGGAGAACGCGCAGGUCGUUUUGGUGGGAAACAAGUGCGAUAUGGAUGCGGAGAGAGUGGUGUCCAUGGACAGAGGACGUCAGCUGGCCGAUCAACUUGGUAUCCCACAAUAUCCCUUCAAAAUAAAACAACUAUUUUCUUUACAGGACUCGAGUUCUUCGAAACUUCGGCAAAAGAGAACAUCAACGUGAAGGCGGUGUUCGAGAAGCUCGUCGAGAUCAUUUGUGACAAAAUGGCCGAGAGCCUGGACAAGGACCCGCAGCAGCAGCCGAAGGGACAGAAACUCGAGGCGAAUCCGACCCAGAAGCCAGCUCAGCAGCAGUGCAAUUGCUAA
This is a messenger RNA of Caenorhabditis sp. 36 PRJEB53466, 2077 nucleotides long. Lineage: Eukaryota; Metazoa; Nematoda; Chromadorea; Rhabditida; Rhabditidae. The record is from the annotation of a GenBank genome assembly.